GGUGCUGCUCUUCAGGUGUAAACUGGGAGUCCUCCAGUACACGGUGGUCCGACCCGUCACCACGGUCAUCGCUCUCAUCUGUCAGCUGUGUGGAGUUUACGAUGAGGCUAACUUCAGCUUCAGGAGCGCCUGGUCCUACCUGGUGAUAAUCAACAACAUCUCACAGCUGUUUGCCAUGUACUGCCUGGUUCUGCUCUACCGGGCCCUGAGGGACGAGCUGAAACCCAUCAGACCCGUGGGCAAGUUCCUCUGCGUCAAACUGGUGGUCUUCGUGUCGUUCUGGCAGGCGGUCCUGAUCGCUCUGCUGGUGAAGGUGGGAGUGAUUUCAGACAGACACACCUGGGACUGGGACAGUGUGCAGGCAGUGGCUACUGGACUGCAGGACUUCAUCAUCUGCAUAGAGAUGUUUCUGGCUGCUAUCGCUCAUCACUACACCUUCACCUACAAACCCUACGUCCAG
Austrofundulus limnaeus is the source of this 460-nucleotide messenger RNA. Its product is annotated as transmembrane protein 184C. The record is from RefSeq and is a predicted model, not a curated record. NCBI's taxonomy places the organism in Eukaryota, Metazoa, Chordata, Actinopteri, Cyprinodontiformes, Rivulidae.